Cyclopterus lumpus (lumpfish) is the source of this 6751-nucleotide messenger RNA. It is a transcript of the gene col11a1a, whose product is annotated as collagen, type XI, alpha 1a. Bases 1 to 5502 code for a protein of 1833 amino acids. Lineage: Eukaryota; Metazoa; Chordata; Actinopteri; Perciformes; Cyclopteridae. The record is from RefSeq and is a predicted model, not a curated record. Gene Ontology annotation, molecular function: extracellular matrix structural constituent. The transcript is spliced from 68 exons.
AUGCAAAAGUGGUCCACAAGGUGGAAAACGAAAAGGUGGUUUAUGGAUUCCACCGUAACUGCAUUCAUCACUUUAACCCUGCUUCUACAAGCGACGCAUGUCCGAGCAGCAGAGCCAGUGGACGUGCUAAAAGUAUUAGAAUUUCAAAAUUACCCCGAAGGAGUGACGAAAACAUCAGGACUCUGCACAAACCGAAGAGCAUCAAAGCCGGACUCAGCUUUCAGAAUUGCCAAGCAGGUCCAGAUCAGUGCCCCCACCACACAGUUAUUCCCUGGAGGUGUUUUUCCUGAGGACUUCUCCAUCCUAACCACAGUUCGCCCCAAGUCAGGCCUCCAGUCUUUCUUGCUGUCCCUUUACAACAAGCAGGGAGUCCAGCAGCUGGGCGUAGAAGUGGGACGUUCACCUGUCUUCCUGUAUGAGGAUCAGACUGGCAAACCAGCGCCAGAGGACUACCCUCUGUUCCGUACUCUCAACCUUGCUGACGGAAAGUGGCACCGUGUGGCCAUCAGUGUGGAGAAGAAGACGGUCACCAUCAUUGUAGACUGUACGAAGAAGAUCACCAAGCCUCUCCUCAGGAGUGACCAUGGUUCCAUCAACACCAAUGGCAUUACCGUGUUCGGCACCAGGAUCCCGGAUGAGGAGGUUUUCCAGGGUGACAUCCAGCAACUCUUGAUUGUGGCUGAUCCCAAAGCAGCGUAUGACUACUGUGAACAUUACAGCCCAGACUGUGACACCCCCCACAGUGAUUCUCUGCAGGCGCAGGAGCCAGAGGAAGAGUACACUACUGACGAUUUAGAUUACUCUCAGUUCUAUGAUUACUCUGAGGGAGCCACAGACAUCAUUCCAACCGAUGAGUAUUCUGAACCACAGGUAAAUGAAAAAAGGAAAAGAAACGGAAAAAAAGACUUGCUGAAAAGCAAAUCCUGUGUGUUUUCCUUUGUGUUAACCCUCGCUUUAUAUUUCUUUCCUUUUUUCAACAUGACUCAGCCAAACAAUGUAGGAGAUUACAAUACAGACUUUGACUACGGAACUGUAGAUGAUACUCAAACUCAGUCCCCCUUUGCCACGAGCGGACCCAAUGAGGCCACUCCCAUUGCUCCGGAGCCCAUUGUCCCAGAAACGGUGGACAACUUGGACACUGGUGCGGAAGCAUAUAACUUUAAGGAAUAUGACCUAAAGGAGUAUGACUUGGGCGAGGUUGACAACAGGGUGUAUGAUUACGGGACAUAUGAUGAGUAUGACAGGGCCCAGCCCCAAACCCCGGCAGCUGAAGAUGAAGAGGUGGGGCCCGGGGUUGCUGCUGAAACUGACGUUUCUGAGAGCACCGUUGCUGGCGCUGGAGGAGCCUUUGGCCAGAAGGGAGACAAGGGCGAGCCGGCUGUCAUUGAGCCUGGCAUGCUUAUUGAAGGACCACCAGGACCCCAUGGCCCAGCUGGUCUUCCAGGUCCCUCAGGGCUACAAGGACCCCCAGGCCCCGCUGGAGAUCAUGGUGACAGGGGUCCUCCUGGUCGUUCUGGUCUGCCUGGUGCUGAUGGUUUGGCAGGACCCCCUGGUACCAUGCUGAUGCUGCCAUUCCGUUUUGGUGGGGAUGGCGAGAAGGGUCCAGUGGUUUCUGCCCAAGAAGCCCAAGCUCAGGCCAUCCUGUCCCAGGCUAGACUGGCCAUGAGGGGACCCUCGGGGCCAAUGGGGUUGACAGGAAGAUCAGGGCCAGUGGGUCUACCUGGUAAUCUCGGACUGAAAGGUGAAUCUGGAGACCAUGGCCCUCAGGGUCCCCGUGGAAUCCAAGGGCCUCCAGGACAACUUGGCAAACCUGGCAAGAGGGGCCGUGCCGGAGCUGACGGCUCCCGUGGAAUGCCCGGAGAGUCGGGCUCCAAGGGUGACAGAGGCUUCGACGGGCUGCCCGGACUGCCUGGUGAAAAGGGACACAGGGGGGAGCUAGGGCCAAUGGGACCCACAGGUGCCUCUGGAGAGGAUGGACAGAGAGGCGAGGAUGGAGAGAUCGGGCCCAGAGGAUUAGCUGGCGAGAGUGGUCCUCGUGGUUUGCUGGGACCUCGUGGUUCUGCUGGACCCCCUGGAUCUCCUGGUGUUGCUGGGGUUGACGGGCCUUCUGGUGCCAAAGGAAACAUGGGCCCACAAGGAGAACCAGGCCCACCCGGGCAGCAGGGAAUCCCUGGGACACAGGGUCUUCCUGGUCCUCAAGGCCCUAUCGGACCACCUGGUGAAAAAGGACCUCACGGCAGGUCGGGGUUGUCUGGAUUACCUGGAGCUGAUGGGCCUCCUGGUCAUCCCGGUAAGGAGGGUCCACCUGGAGAGAAAGGAGCCCUGGGUCCCUCAGGUCCACAGGGUCCUAUUGGUUAUCCUGGCCCCCGUGGUGUCAAGGGUGCUGAUGGUGUCCGUGGUCUCAAGGGCGGCAAGGGAGAGAAGGGUGAGGAUGGUUUCCCAGGUUUCAAGGGAGACAUGGGAAUCAAAGGAGACCGGGGUGAGCUUGGCAUGCUUGGGCCCCGUGGAGAAGAUGGUCCAGAGGGUCCCAAAGGCCGAUCUGGCCCCAACGGAGACUCAGGUCCCCUUGGUCCCGCUGGAGAAAAGGGUAAACUGGGUGUUCCAGGAUUGCCAGGUUAUCCAGGAAGACAAGGACCCAAGGGCUCGAGUGGUUUCCCUGGGUUCCCUGGAGCCAACGGCGAGAAAGGAGCCAGGGGCAUUGCAGGCAAAGCUGGUCCAAGAGGGCAAAGAGGUCCAACGGGUCCUCGUGGGGGUCGAGGAGCCAGAGGUCCAACAGGAAAACCCGGUGCCAAGGGAACAUCAGGCAACGACGGUCCUCCAGGCGGUCCCGGUGAGAGAGGGCCUCAAGGACCUCAGGGACCAGUGGGCUUCUCUGGGCCAAAAGGCCCCCCUGGACCACCUGGAAAGGACGGGCUGCCCGGACACCCUGGUCAGCGUGGGGAGACGGGUUUCCAAGGAAAAACUGGUCCACCAGGCCCAGGAGGUGUUGUUGGUCCCCAGGGACCAACUGGAGAGACUGGUCCUGUUGGGGAAAGAGGCCACCCUGGACCCCCUGGCCCACCCGGUGAGCAGGGUCUUCCAGGUGCUGCUGGCAAAGAGGGAGCGAAGGGAGACCCUGGACCACAGGGAUCCUCCGGUAAAGACGGUCCUCCCGGCCUUCGAGGUUUCCCUGGAGAAAGAGGUCUACCUGGCGCCACGGGCCCAGCAGGUCUGAAGGGAGGAGAAGGGCCCCAAGGUCCAUCUGGUCCCGUUGGUUCUCCUGGUGAAAGGGGUUCUGCUGGCUCAGCUGGUCCAAUAGGCCUGUCUGGUAGACCUGGCCCUCAGGGUCCCCCAGGACCCUCUGGAGAGAAGGGAGCGCCUGGUGAGAAAGGACCUCAAGGUCCUGCUGGUCGCGAUGGUGUUCAGGGUCCUGUUGGUCUGCCCGGGCCUGCUGGACCUCAGGGUCCACCUGGAGAGGAUGGUGACAAGGGAGAGGUUGGAGAGCCUGGUCAGAAAGGAAGCAAAGCCGACAAGGGAGAACAGGGUCCUCCUGGUCCAGCUGGUCUCCAAGGUCCCAUAGGUGCCCCGGGUCCUGCUGGAUCUGAUGGAGAGCCUGGUCCCAGAGGUCAGCAGGGUAUGUUUGGACAGAAGGGAGAUGAAGGCUCCAGAGGUUUCCCUGGACCCCCUGGUCCCAUCGGUCUGCAGGGGCUUCCUGGACCUCCGGGUGAGAAGGGAGAGAACGGUGAUGUGGGCCCCAUGGGCCCUCCUGGUCCUCCUGGUCCCAGAGGUCCUCAGGGUCCGAGUGGAGCUGAUGGUCCACAAGGCCCUCCAGGUGGUGUUGGCCCCAUGGGAUCUGUGGGCGAGAAGGGUGAACAAGGUGAGGCCGGAAACCCAGGACCACAAGGAGAGGCUGGAACCGGGGGACCGAAAGGCGAGAGAGGAGAGAAAGGAGAGGCUGGCCCCCCUGGAGCUGCUGGACCUGCGGGUGCCAAAGGACCACCUGGAGAUGACGGUCCAAAGGGCAACCCUGGACCUGUUGGAUUCCCCGGAGACCCUGGUCCACCUGGAGAGCCAGGUGUUGCUGGCACUGAUGGAGAAUCAGGAGAGAAAGGAGAGGAUGGUGAGGCCGGUCAGGCGGGACCUCCAGGUCCAUCAGGAGAAGCUGGCCCACCUGGACCACCUGGCAAGAGAGGGCCCCUGGGGGCUGCUGGUGCAGAGGGCAGGCAAGGAGAGAAAGGCGCCAAGGGUGAGGCAGGUUCCGAGGGCCCAGCAGGUAAAACCGGACCGGUUGGACCCCAGGGCCCUUCAGGAAAGCCCGGCCCAGAGGGUCUGCGUGGAAUCCCCGGUCCUGUCGGUGAACAAGGACUGCCCGGCUCUUCAGGACAAGAUGGCCCACCUGGUCCCAUGGGUCCUCCUGGUCUUCCUGGCCUGAAAGGUGACCCCGGGUCUAAAGGUGAAAAGGGUCAUCCAGGUUUGAUCGGCCUGAUCGGACCACCUGGUGAGCAAGGAGAGAAGGGAGACCGAGGUUUGCCCGGGCCCCAAGGUUCUCCAGGUGGCAAAGGUGACGGUGGUAUCGGUGGAUCCUCCGGUCCUCUCGGUCCCCCGGGUUCCCCUGGUCUGCCUGGUCCUCAAGGUCCCAAAGGAUCCAAGGGUUCAAGUGGGCCUGCUGGGACAAAAGGAGACACUGGUUCAAUUGGUCCUCCUGGUCCUCCUGGCCCGCCAGGUGAAGUCAUCCAGCCACUGCCCAUCCGGUCGUCCAAGAGGAACAAGCGCUCCAGAGACAUGCAGUCAGACGCAGCCGCUGCAAUCAUGGACUACGGCGAGGGCAUGGAGGACAUCUUCGGCUCACUCAACAACCUCAAACAGGAUAUCGAACGCAUGAAAUACCCCAUGGGCACACAAAACAACCCUGCCAGGACAUGCAAAGAUCUGCAGCUCUGCCACCCAGAGUUCCCUGAUGGCGAAUAUUGGAUUGAUCCAAACCAAGGCUGCUCUGGGGAUUCCUUCAAAGUCUACUGUAACUUCACCGCCGGGGGCGAAACCUGCAUCUAUCCAGAUAAGAAGUCGAAUGGAGUCAGAAUAUCUUCAUGGCCCAAGGAAGUCCCUGGGACAUGGUUCAGUGAAUUUAAGCGUGGUAAAAUAUUUUCCUAUGUUGACGUGGAUGGAAACUCAAUCAACAUGGUACAGAUGACCUUCCUCAGACUACUGACAGCCUCUGCCAGGCAAAACUUCACCUACAGCUGCCACCAGUCUGUGGCGUGGCACGACGCCACCAGCGACAGCUACAACAAGGCGCUGCGCUUCCUGGGUGCCAACGAUGAAGAGAUGUCCUACGACAAUAACCCUUACAUCAAGGCCCUCUCAGACGGUUGUGCGACGAGGAAGGGCUAUGGAAAGACUGUGAUGGAGAUUAAUACUCUCAAAAUCGAUCAGGUUCCCAUCAUCGAUGUCAUGUUGACUGACUUUGGGGAUCCUAACCAGAAGUUUGGGUUUGAAGUUGGGCCCGUCUGCUUCCUUGGCUAAAGAAAAAAGAAAAAAAGAAGAAAAAAAAAAAGGACUUGAUGGGGCCAGCAAAGAAAGUCAAGUUGAGACGUUUUGGGUACCACCAAACCCCAUUUCUAGCCCCCCCACCCUUUUCUAUGCCACAUGCAAGUUUUGAAUAAGAGAUGGUGUAGCAAACAUGUCUUUCCAUGUAUGUACGUGUAACCCAGGAAAAUACUUGUUGCCCUUGUAGGGCUCGAACCACAUGACUUAACCACGUUAUGGAGCAACGGUGAAGGACAUUUGAACCUGUGGCAGAGGAGGGUGAAUCAGAAGUAACCAAGAGGGGGUCGGGCGACCUCCUCUCUGCAUUCUCUAGGUGCUGCAAUGGUGCUUGUUCAAAACACACACACAAAUAAAGAGGUGCUAAGAAAGAAGGUUUAUUUUGAUAAUUAUAAAAGAAAAACUGUAAUUAUUAUUUUGUACAAUACUGUUAUUUCUGAAUCCACUUUCAAAACUUGCAUGUGUAUCCGAUUCUGCUUCCGGCUCUUUAAUUUCAAUGUUGGUUCAAAGAUAUACAGUGUAAGUUAAAGACAUCAUCCAAUCAAAUACAUUUAUGAUACUUUUUGUUCAACACAUACUGUGUAUUUGUCAUAAAGCAAAUAAAGUGAGCAUUCAAACAAUUCUCUAUUGCUAAAUUAGACUGUAUUCCCUUUGUAUAUAUUGAUAGUCCAAAGCUUGAGGUUAUCUGCUGUUUUGCCCUUGUGACCGGAGGUGAAACAGCUGGAAGUAUCACACCAGCAUGUAGACGGCAACAUCUCCCACUAAUGUUGUGAUCUGGUGCUCGUAGGAAGCAAUCAUGGCAUUCAUUUUUUCCUUUAUUUAAUUCUAUUUGUUGUUUUUUUCAGUUUAUUUUUCCGACAGGCUUUUUAUUUUGGUUGUAUACCUCAAACUUUCUUGAUAACCUGUAAGAUGCAAGGAUGUUAUGCCCUGUAUAUACCUUGGUUAAGCAAUUAAGUUUAUAUAUUUGGGUGGGGAUUUUUUAAAGAGAGAACUACAUUAACUGUUAGACAUCCACUGUUCAAAUCCUUCUGUGAAUGCAAUGAGAAGCCCUUUAGGUGACCCAUUUUUGUAACUACAAUGAGAAAAUGUUUUAAUGUGCUUUUUAUAGUUCAUUUAAAUAUUAAAAACUGGAUUCUAAACAACAGUGAACUGAAUGUCUCAAUGGUUUGUGUAGGAUGACGUUGGGGUAGAUCUACCGACUGUACAUAUGAAAUGCAUGAAUCAAGGA